UCCGCAGCCUAUAUUGGAGAAAACGUCAGCGAGUGUCCCUUGGACUAUUGUUCUCUUCUCUCCGUCUCGCUGAGUCGCUUCCUUCGGCAGAGCGACGAUCUCUCUCUCUCUUUCGACGCCUCCGUCUUCGAUCCCCAGGUCUCCUCUCCGGCUCUCGGUCUCUAAAAUUCUGACCCCUGCCGUCCUUCCUUUUACAUUGAAAUACAGCAUUCCGUUCUUCGGUUGAUGGCCUCGCCAGCAGCAUCUGCAGAGUUCGCCCGGGAAACUGCUCGUCAGUCUCUGAUCGCUAUCUCCCAGUCCGUUCCAGACCUCCCAAACCCCAAGGUCAAGCCGCCGAGCACCCCUGUGGCAAACGGAUACCACGACGACGGGGCAGAUAACUGCAGAUCGAAGCUGAUCUCUAUCUCGGACCUGUCGUGUCCUGAUGCCCUGCCCACGCCGUGCCCGCCAAAGAAUGUUGCAACCGUGUAACGACUGAUGCCUAGCCCUGCAUAGAUGGACAUGAUGAUGUAUCAAGUGUGGUCUUUUUGCUUCUUCUUCUUCCUUUGCUGAAGUUCUUCCCCUUUUGCUGUCUCUUGGGGGUGGAAUGGAAGUGCUUGGGUGCUUGUGUUUGUAAUUGUAAGUACUACGUAUCUGAAUUAAAAUAGCUGGGAAAGAACGGGAGGCAAUUGUACAGUUAACUGUGUCAUGACAACGGAACUAGUAGUUGCGACUUGCGAGAAACUCAACUCUUUAAGAUUCUCGUAUAUUUUUCGAAUGAAUGAUCCUUUGGUUGUACUAAA
Molecule: messenger RNA, 782 nt
Organism: Brachypodium distachyon (stiff brome)
Lineage: Eukaryota; Viridiplantae; Streptophyta; Magnoliopsida; Poales; Poaceae
Exons: 2
Coding region: 226-471 (81 amino acids)
Source: RefSeq, a predicted model, not a curated record